This is a messenger RNA of Didymodactylos carnosus, 654 nucleotides long. The record is from the annotation of a GenBank genome assembly. NCBI's taxonomy places the organism in Eukaryota, Metazoa, Rotifera, Eurotatoria, Philodinida, Philodinidae.
CCCUGGUUUUCCAAUAACCCCUGGCCCCCCAACACCUAGAAGCAAAAACCAUUGUCAUAUUCGGAAUCAGCAUAGUCGAUAACCUAUUCUCCAUUAGGUUUCAACAAAAAAGCGAGCGGACACUUGGGGCAGUUCCCUCGUAAGUGCCAUUCAGUUACGAGUGAGAACAUAGAUCAGCGCAUUGUGAUGGACAAUGAAGAAGUUACAUUACCCGAAAUAGCCUGAAUCACAACCGACAAUGAAAAAGCUUUAGCUUGCGAUAGAUUCAUCAUACCAAAAGCACCAGUUAAAGUGGGUACACCAAUAAAUUUGAUAUAUAACCAAUCAGUCAAUCCAGAUUAUAAAAAACUAAUUAAUCUACAAGAAGCUUUAGCUAAUGAAACACACUGGGCAAAAUUGCCUUAUAUCUCAUCAGAUAUGCAAGUCAUUUUAGAUUUUAUAGCAAGUACUCCCAAACCAGUAGCAAUACAUGAUUUUAAAAUUUGGAGUGAUCAACCGAUUUCAUACACUACAAUCGCAAUGUUGGGAACGUUAAUCUCAACAGUAAUAGUUCUUAUAUUCUGUAUUUACAGUAGGAAGAAAACGGGUGGACCCAAUACUAAUAUCACAAUUUCAAUGCCGGCAAUGAAAAAAUUGCUAGCACAAGAAGCUUGA